CAACCCAUGCGCAGAAGUAGCUAUAAAACUUCAGUAAAAUCCUGCCCUCUGAUUGGCUAAAAUACAUCUUCGGGUGUUUUCCGUAUCUUAUCCAUUGAUUGACAAACAUUUAAAUUAAGAAUAAAACAAAGGUUGCAUUGUUACAACUUAUCCCCGAGUUUUGUCCGAAUCGUAUGUUCGGAAGUUAGAUUUCCGACCUAGCGCUCACGUCGCCAUUUUGAAUUCUACAUGCUUCCUCCUCGAUAUAUUAAGACAAGUCUCUCGCUAUUCAUUAUUUCUUCGAAAAUAGUUUGAAAAUCUAUUGUAUAUACUUUAAAGAAACGCUUCUGAGUUCUGUUUGCUUGCAAACUUUGUCCGAGAAGUUAGAAAAGCUUGUCAUGGUGUUCAAAAGGCAGGCAUGUUGCUGCCCAAACCACGAGGCUUGGUGUGGCAGUAAGCCUUCAGAUGUGGAACAGAGGUCCCUGAGAAAGGCGAACAGAGUAGAGAAAGUUUUCUUGGAGCUAGAUGACAAAGGCAAAAAGGGCUGGUCUAGAAGCAUUUGUAUGUACUGUCGACAGCGAGUCGAUUUGGAGCUUGGAAACAAACGCAUGAAAACUUCACACGAGAGCUGUAGAGAUGAAACUGCCUCAAGUUCCAGCGUGUUUUUCCAACCGGAAACCUCUGAGACCAGCGCCGCCGCUGAAGCCGCGUUAGAACCAUUCCAGGACAUUGAGGAAACCUCUGCACUAGGGCAAAUUUUGCCGUCAUCAGUUGAUGCUGUACGACUCAUGAAAGCAUCAACUAAACUAAGGGACAUAGAACUAAAGGACAUAAAACGAUGCAUUGAAGUAGAAGAUACGGCGUUUGGUGAAGCGAAGAUAUUUUUUUAGAAAAUUGUAAAAUAUAAAUAUCAGCAAUAACCCGCAAUUGUCAGUAAGAGCAGUGGAAUGCUUAUGCGGAUGCAAAAGCUGAAAGAAAUAGUGAAUAUAAAUGCAGCCCGUCUGGAGCCAGAAGAAUUACAAUUUCUUCGCAGAAAUUUUCCGUGAGUCCUCAUGGCCUACUAUGUAUCGAAGACGGAGACCCCGAUUAUAAGCUGGACACUCUCGAAUUCAUCAAUGAGCUUAUGGAACAAACCUUGCUUGCGGCUUGUUUUAAGAAAAUAUUGUGCGUUCUGUCUGUGUCGAUAAAAUAAUAAUUAGAGGACUGCUACUACUGUGAAUUCCAGUAAACUUUAUUGCUGUGGUUUGUAUGCGAUAAUAGUUGUAUUGAGGAUCGAAUAAAGCAAAAUUGGUAACUUUAUUUAAAUGCGUGAAUCGUUUUAGUUGUCAAUCUUAACAUGAAAAUCGUUGUCAAAAAUCUUUGAAAGAAAAAGUGACUUUCUUUGGAAAGCUAAAUUCUACCACACUAACAGGCUUUUGGAAAUGUGAGACCGUAUUUUCACACGUUUAGCCAGCGGAAUGUUUGCUUUGGCAAGAGACAAAGCGCAAAAUUGUAAUAAGUGAAGUAUAAAAAGUUAUUAGCAGAUAUCCGAAAGGGAUUUCUCCAUGCUCCGAACAUACGAUUUUAACAAAAAUGCACAGGUUGAAAGCUUUCUUACUUCGAACCUAAGCCCCCUAAUAAAUAUGAGUGCAAGAGCACUUAUUUCAGAGAAAUGUGACUCCAAAGUUCAAAUUUGGCGGGCAGAGCGUCUUGAACCAAUAAGCAUAGCAAUAUUAAUUAGAUUAGUUAAAAA
This is a messenger RNA of Nematostella vectensis (starlet sea anemone), 1711 nucleotides long. RefSeq lists its product as uncharacterized. The transcript is spliced from 3 exons. The record is from RefSeq and is a predicted model, not a curated record. Bases 378 to 869 code for a protein of 163 amino acids. Gene Ontology annotation, molecular function: hormone activity. Gene Ontology annotation, cellular component: extracellular region. NCBI's taxonomy places the organism in Eukaryota, Metazoa, Cnidaria, Anthozoa, Actiniaria, Edwardsiidae.